Didymodactylos carnosus is the source of this 1365-nucleotide messenger RNA. NCBI's taxonomy places the organism in Eukaryota, Metazoa, Rotifera, Eurotatoria, Philodinida, Philodinidae. The record is from the annotation of a GenBank genome assembly.
AUGUCUGAUUUUGUUGAAGAAUGGACGACUUAUACGGUACAAGAUGCAACAAAUGAAUUUUUAACAUCAGAACAAAAUUUAAUGAAAGUUUAUAUCGAUGUGUAUGAUACACCCGGCUUUUACCUUAUAGCGAUCCAAGAUAAUUUACAUGAGCUAGUUAAAUUGUUUCGUCCAACGUUAAUAUUUAUAUAUGAAAAUGCAUCAGGCACAAAUGAUACACACCAUUGUUUCAUAGCACUGAACGGCGGCGCAUUAGAUAAUUUAGAGAAUAGAAUAUUUUUUUUAAAUACCAAAGGCGAUGUUGAACAAAUAAUGGCAGACACUGAAGAUAUUAGUGAGAAUAAUGUAGAAGAAAAGUUUUCCGAAAUCCUGUUGAAUGAGCGCGUUAAACGUUAUAAGCUAUUACUCCAAAUACCAUCAAUUGCUAGCGACAUACCGGGAAGAUUACCGUCAUCGUUAACAGAGUGUGACUGUUUUGAUGUUGUUAGUACACAUUCUAAUUCGUUACCACAAGGAGUUGAGAUGAAUCAAGCAUCAAUAAAUCGUAUGAUUCAGUUUGUAGCUAAUUCAGAUUUGAAAAUUGCAAAAAAAGUUACUAACCUUGUGUUAUCGGGUGUUCAAGCAUUUUUUAAUUUUGCUCUUAUAACAAGUCAUCGUUCACGUGAACAAUCAGAUAGAUUAUGUCCAGAUGCAAGACAAUGGAGUGAAUUUAAUACUCGAAGUCAUUUUAAUAGAUUGUUAAGAGAUGCAUAUGAUAAUGUUCUCCAACGUUUGAGUGAUGAAGCAGAUGCUGUUCAACAAGAUAUUGUUAAAGUGGCUGUCACUGAAACGGCUGUUUGUACUGCUAUAACAUUUGUACUGCUAACAGUAUCGAAGAUUAAUACAGACGAUGAUAUGGUGAAAUGUGUUAAUUUAUCACAAUGUUUUUCUGAGAAUCAAAAUGAAAAUUGGCAAGGUGCAGAGAAUGCUAUAAAAGAACAUAUUCAAAGACCAGAAGAAUAUGAACGAACGAAUUUUGUUGAAAUAAGAAUACCAACGCCAACAUUAGAGCUCGGCAUAGAUGCGUAUGAUACACCAGUUCAACGCGAUAUACUUGUUAACUUAACAGCAACAGAAAUAGAUCAACGAAAUUGGUUUAAACGUUUAAUAUUUAAUAUAUUGAAGUUGCCAAAAAUGUUGUCACGUUUAGCUAUCGGUAUUCGAACAUUCCCGUUUAUUGAUCAUUGGAAUAAAAUAGCGCCGGCAGCAUAUAAAAGCGAAGAAAAGUAUUAUAAGGUGACAGAUACUUUAGAUUCAUCUGAAAAUUUAACUGAUGAAACAAAACGAAAAGAUUUUGCUUCGUUGGAGAGAAAUUUAGAUAAGUAG